GAAUCUUUUUGGGAUAGUUCUAAGUAUGCACUAUCAAUGCUGAUGGGAUAAGAUCCAAUAUGAAUGUGCAUGAUGUUGGAGGAAGACGACGCUUUGAGGACAGUGAGCACACAUUACAUGUUUAUCCUGGGACAAUUUCAGAAGGCAUCAUCUACUGUCCAGUCCCAGCCAGGAAAAACUCAACUGCUGCUGAGGUGAUAGAUGCUCUUAUUAACAGACUCCAGCUUGACAAAACAAAAUGUUAUGUUCUAGCCGAGGUGAAAGAAUUUGGUGGGGAAGAAUGGAUACUCAAUCCAACAGACUGUCCUGUUCAGCGAAUGAUGAUGUGGCCACGGAUGGCCUUAGAAAACAAAGUGAGUGGGGAGGAUUACCGAUUCCUUCUGAGAGAGAAAAAUCUUGAUGGCUCAAUCCAUUAUGGCAGUCUUCAGUCAUGGCUCCGUGUUACAGAAGAGCGUCGGAGGAUGAUGGAACGAGGUUUCCUUCCUCAGCCACAGCAGAAGGAUUAUGAUGAUUUAUGCAGUUUACCUGACCUAAAUGAGAAAACACUUCUGGAAAACCUCCGAAAUCGCUUUAAACAAGAAAAAAUUUAUACCUAUGUUGGUAGCAUCCUAAUAGUUAUUAAUCCAUUUAAAUUCCUUCCUAUUUACAAUCCUAAAUAUGUCAAAAUGUAUGAUAAUCAUCAACUGGGAAAGCUUGAACCCCACAUUUAUGCUGUGGCAGAUGUAGCCUACCAUGCUAUGCUUCAGCGCAGAAAGAACCAAUGCAUCGUUAUUUCAGGGGAAAGUGGUUCUGGGAAGACACAGAGCACAAACUUUCUCAUUCACCAUCUUACAGCUCUCAGCCAGAAGGGAUUUGCCAGUGGAGUAGAACAGAUAAUUCUUGGAGCUGGACCAGUACUUGAGGCUUUUGGAAAUGCAAAGACAGCACAUAAUAACAACUCAAGUCGUUUUGGCAAGUUUAUUCAAGUAAAUUACCAGGAGACUGGAACAGUUCGUGGAGCUUAUGUUGAAAAAUACCUGUUGGAGAAAUCUAGACUAGUCUAUCAAGAACACAAUGAACGGAACUACCAUGUGUUUUAUUACUUACUGGCAGGAGCAAGUGAAGAAGAGAGGGCAGCAUUCCACCUUAAGCAGCCUGAGGAGUAUCAUUACCUCAAUCAGAUGACAAAGAAACCCCUCAGACAGAGCUGGGAUGAUUAUUACUAUGACUCUGAGCCGGAUUGCUCCACUGUCGAUGGAGAGGAUUUGAAGCAUGAUUUUGAACGAUUACAGCUGGCAAUGGAAAUGGUGGGAUUUCUUCCCAAGACCCGUAGACAGAUUUUCUCUCUUCUCUCAGCGAUAUUACAUUUGGGUAAUAUCUGUUAUAAAAAGAAGACAUAUCGAGAUGACUCCAUAGAUAUCUGUAAUCCUGAAGUACUGCCUAUUGUCUCAGAAUUGCUAGAAGUGAAAGAAGAGAUGCUAUUUGAAGCCUUGGUUACCAGAAAGACUGUGACUGUGGGCGAGAAGCUUAUUUUACCAUAUAAACAGGCAGAGGCUGUGACUGUUAGGAACUCCAUGGCGAAAUCUUUAUAUAGUGCCCUUUUUGACUGGAUAGUUUUUCGAAUUAAUCAUGCACUUUUGAACACCAAGGAUUUGGAAGAGAGUACCAAGACAUUAUCCAUUGGAGUACUUGAUAUAUUUGGAUUUGAAGAUUAUGAAAGUAACAGCUUUGAACAAUUCUGCAUUAACUUUGCCAAUGAACGUUUGCAGCACUACUUUAAUCAACAUAUCUUUAAACUGGAGCAAGAGGAAUAUAGAACUGAAGGUAUCAGCUGGCACAAUAUAGACUAUAUUGAUAAUAGUGGCUGCAUAAAUCUCAUUAGCAAGAAACCAACAGGACUCCUCCAUCUGCUCGAUGAAGAAAGCAACUUUCCACAAGCUACAAACCAGACUCUGCUGGACAAGUUUAAGCGCCAGCAUGAAGGAAACUCUUAUAUUGAAUUUCCAGCAGUGAUGGAGCCUGCCUUUAUCAUAAAGCAUUAUGCUGGAAAAGUGAAAUACGGUGUAAAGGAUUUCCGGGAGAAAAAUACAGACCACAUGCGUCCGGAUAUUGUAGCUCUUCUACGAAGUAGCAAGAAUGCCUUUAUUUGUGGAAUGAUAGGAAUUGACCCAGUGGCUAUUUUUCGCUGGGCAGUUCUUCGAGCUUUUUUCAGAGCCCUGAUUGCAUUCAGGGAGGCUGGAAAGAGAUAUGUUCAAAAGAAAAUUGGGAAUGAUGAUGCAGCACCAUGUGCGAUUUUGAAAAGUGUGGAUAGUUUUAGCUUUCUGCAUCACCCAGUCCAUCAGAGGAGCUUAGAGAUUCUUCAGAGAUGCAAGGAGGAGAAGUACAGUAUAACUAGGAAAAGCCCCAGAACACCUCUUUCUGACCUCCAAGGCGUGAACACUCUUAAUGAGAAAAGCCAGCGUGAUACAUUUGGCAUUGACUGGAAUGGCAGGACUGGCAUCAGACAGAGCAGACUGUCAAGUUCUAGCUCCUUCCUGGAUAAAGACGGAGUAUUUAUUAAUUCAGCUAAUAGCAAGCUUUUGGAGAGGGCCCAUGGCAUUCUCAUGAGAAACAAGAACUUUAAGUCUAAACCUGCUCUUCCAAAGCAUUUGCUAGAAGUAAAGUCUUUAAAGCACCUGACCAACCUGACCCUGCAGGAUCGCAUCACUAAGUCUCUCCUUCAUCUGCACAAGAAGAAGAAGCCCCCUAGCAUAAGUGCCCAGUUUCAGGUAUCUCUAAACAAGUUGAUGGAGACACUUGGUCAAGCAGAACCAUAUUUUGUCAAAUGCAUUCGGUCUAAUUCUGAAAAGCUUCCUUUAAGAUUCAGUGACCCAUUGGUACUUAGACAGCUGCGUUACACGGGGAUGUUGGAAACAGUCCGAAUUCGGCAAUCAGGAUACAGCUGCAAAUAUUCUUUCCAGGAUUUUGUGGACCAUUUCCAUGUUCUUCUCCAGCGUGACACUAUUCCUUCAAAAUAUAACAUCCAAGAUUUCUUCAGGAAAAUAAAGCUUAGUCCCAAUAAUUAUCAAGUUGGAAAAACCAUGGUGUUCCUUAAAGAACAAGAGCGCCAGCACUUACAGGACUUGCUGCAUCAAGAAGUGCUCCAGCGGAUUGUUCUAUUGCAGCGAUGGUUCCGGGCCAUGCUUUCUAGACAGCAUUUCCUCCAUCUGAGGCAGGCAGUCAUCAUCCUACAGCGAUCCUGGCGAAAUUACUUGAGUAGGAAACAUGACGAACGCAGAAAUGUCCAGGUUGAUGCUCUGGUUCUGAAUAACGCAGCAACUGUUCUCCAGGCUGCUUGGAGGGCUUACUGGGGGAGGCGGCAGUACCUGCAGAUGCGAGCAGCAGCCUCCGUCAUUCAAGAAACUUGGCGGGAGCACUGCAGACGAAGACAUGCUGCUGCCACCCGCAUACAGGCAGGAUGGAGAGGCUACUGGAAAAGCAAACUAUACAAGGAACAAAGAAACAAAAUUAUCCUGUUACAGGCAGCAUGCCGAGGAUUCAGAGCCAGGCAAAGAUUUAGAGCUUUGAAAGAACAGAGAUUAAAAGAAACUAAAUUGAAAAAUGGAUUAGCAAUUAAAGACAAUGCUCUAGAGAUUUGGGGUUCAGACCCUUCCAAAUGGGAAGACGAAGCAUUUGAAGAAAGGAUGAAAGCUGUAGAAGAAUACAAAUUUGUAAUUAAUCGGAUCAGCCAUGCCAACUCAGUGGACGUUUCUGGGGACUCACCAUGCAAACAGCAAGAGAGAGCUGUUAGCCAAAGUAGCAUAGACUUGGAGCAAGAUGUAGUUGUAAGACAGAGACGCAAGUCAUUAGAAGACCUCAGUCAAAAAAAAGUAGGACGAGCAAAAAGAGAGAGCCGGAGAAUGCGUGAAUUGGAGCAAGCAAUAUUUAGUUUAGAAUUGCUGAAGGUCCGUGGUGGGAUUUCUCCUUCAGAAGAGCGUAGAUGGUCCACAGAACUGAUUUCCGAGGGCCUACAGUCAUCACAAGGAACCCCUGAGAGUGAAAGUUCUCAGGGAAGCUUAGAACUCUUGAAUUUUGAGGAGACUCCAAAAAACAAACUAGAGUCAGUGUUUUCAAAUGAAGGAGACUUACAGAUUCCCUCACCUAAGGCACAGAAACCUUUACCCCAUGAUUCAAAUUUUGAUUUACAAGAGAAUGCCCCCAUAGUAUCAGAUGAGAAUAGUAAUAUAUUUGUUAGAAAGAGGACACCCUCCAAUUCAGAGUUCUCAGAGAGUGUUUCCAUGAAAGACAAGACAGGCUAUGAUUCUCAGAUCAUUACCUGUAAGCCACCAUUGAGAGAGUCCUUCAUCCCAAAUAGUCUUCCAACUUUCUAUAUACCACCACAAGAUCCUACGAAAGUAAGUCCUGAGCUUGGGGCAAGUACUUUAAAAAAUACAGUUUUGGGAAGUGAAGAAAAGCCAGGAACAGCUUUUACCUUGGACACAAACAGACAAAGCAGAAAAUACCACUUCGCUGAGGAAGGCAGACAAGUGGCUACUGCUUCCAUGAAAAAUACUGACUUUUCUAAUGCUGUACUGAAGAAGUUAGAAAGGCUAAACAUGGAAAAAGAAGAAAGACAAAAGCAGUUGCAGCAACAAAAUGAAAAAGAAAUGAUGGAACAGAUUCGUCAGCAGAAGGACAUUCUGGAAAGGGAGCGAAAAGCCUUCAAAAAUUUUGAGACACCAUGGAAAACAGGAGAAUCUUUGCUGACAAAGCCUGUCCGACCAUCAAAGCAAACAGUUGAAAGGCCUCAGUCUCUCCUCAUAAACCCUACAAACAAGGAAGAACAGAAUGUGCCAGGACCUUUGUCAGUAACAAUUAAAGGCCUCACUGUUACCCCUGAUCAACCAGUUCAAAAGGACCGACCUGUCACCAUGUUCUUUGAAGGUAAAGAAAGCCAAAGCCAGCCUGGUAUUUCACAGGUCGGGACUGAUGAGUGGAACACUAAAUUGAAUGUAGCUUCCAAGGGGCUGCAUUCCCAGGAGGCAAGGACCAAAGCUAUUUUCUUCACACCAAAAGACCAUUUGGGUCCUUCACAUUUCAGUAAGGAAUAUUUAAGCCAUGGAAAUAAUCAACUCCACACAAGAGGUGAACCACCUAGGAAGCCUGUAAAAUUGACUGGGCCAGGCAGAGGAGAGACUUUGCAGCGUUUUGCUUCAGCAGAAAGCCAAACAAAGCUCCAUAAAACUAUGUCUCAAGGAGAGAUUACAGAGUUAACAGCUGUACAGAAGAUCUCAGUUGCUGAUGGAAGACCUCAAAGAGCAAAGAUGAAAUUCUGGGCAAAAGGCAAACACGGGGAUAAGAAAGCUUCUAGAGAAAAGCUUGCCACUCCGUCAGAGUUGUUAGAGUUUUCUGCUGAUCCAGAGUCAGGUAGCAUUGAUAUGUUUGCUGCCCACCACCAUCCUGAAGAAAUAGGGCCCCAUAACCCAAGUCCCCCUAGGAGCCCAGACCUAUCUGGAAACUGUAAGAAGGAAUUCAAAGAGAACAAAGACCCUUCUCCAAAGGCAAAGCGCAAACGCAGUGUGAAGAUAACCAAUGUUGCCCUGGAGUCUGUCCAGUGGCAAAACGACUCUGUCCCAAUCAUAACAAGGGCCGGCGACUUGAAGAGCAUGGAUGAGUUUCUUCUAAAAAAGAUGAAUGACUUGGAUAAUGAGGAUAGCAAGAAGGAUACAUUAGUGGAUGUUGUGUUUAAAAAAGCACUGAAAGAAUUUCGGCAAAACAUCUUCAGCUCUUACUCAUCUGCAUUGGCAAUGGAUGAAGGGAAAAGCAUUCGAUACAAAGAUCUGUAUGCCCUGUUUGAACAGAUUCUAGAGAAGACCAUGAGACUUGAGCAGCGGGACUGGAGUGAAUCCCCAGUCAAAGUUUGGGUUAACACUUUUAAAGUCUUCCUGGAUGAGUAUGUGACUGAAUUCAAACUUCUGGAUUGCAUUGCAACAAAGGUGCCAAAAACAGAAAGAAAGAAAAGAAGGAAAAAAGAAACUGAUUUUGUGGAAGAACAUAAUGGGCACAUCUUUAAAGCCACCCAGUAUAGUAUCCCUACCUAUUGUGAGUACUGUUCUUCCCUCAUAUGGAUAAUGGACAGAGCUUCUGUUUGCAAAUUAUGCAAAUAUGCUUGCCACAAGAAAUGCUGUUUGAAAACUACAGCCAAAUGCUCGAAAAAGUAUGAUCCAGAACUUUCAUCUCGACAAUUUGGGGUUGAAUUGUCCCGAUUAACAAAUGAAGAAAGAACCGUUCCACUAGUGGUAGAGAAGCUAAUAAACUACAUUGAAAUGCAUGGACUGUACACAGAGGGUAUUUACCGAAAAUCUGGUUCAACUAAUAAAAUCAAGGAACUUCGUCAAGGUCUAGACACUGAUAUUGACAGUGUGAAUUUAGAUGACUACAACAUUCAUGUCAUUGCCAGUGUAUUCAAACAGUGGCUUCGAGAAUUGCCUAAUCCUCUCAUGACUUUUGAACUCUAUGAAGAAUUUCUGAGAGCUAUGGGUCUACAGGAGAGAAAAGAGACCAUCCAUGGAGUAUAUUCUGUGAUUGAUCAGCUUUCCCGAACACAUCUCAACACUCUAGAGCGCCUUAUCUUCCAUCUGGUCAGGAUUGCACUGCAGGAAGACACCAACCGUAUGUCUGCUAAUGCGUUAGCAAUUGUGUUUGCUCCUUGUAUUCUCCGUUGCCCAGACACAACUGACCCACUGCAGAGUGUGCAGGAUAUCAGCAAAACAACCACCUGUGUAGAGCUGAUUGUUGUGGAACAGAUGAAUAAAUACAAGGCUCGUCUUAAAGAUAUCAACAGCUUGGAGUUUGCUGAGAACAAGGCCAAGACCAGGCUAUCCCUGAUCCGACGAUCAAUGGGUAAAGGGCGUAUUCGUAAGGGAAACUACCCAAGUCCAUCAUCUCCUGUUGCAGUCCGACUGCCCUCCAUGUCUGAAGUCCCAGAAGAAACUGUGACUAAUGAGGAGGCAAUAGAGAUGGAGGUCACAGAGCAACAGCAGGCAGCCAUGCAGCAGGAAGAGAGAGUGUUGACUGAGCAGAUUGAGAAUUUGCAGAAAGAAAAGGAAGAACUAACAUUUGAGAUGCUUGCCUUGGAGCCCCGGGCUUCAGAUGACGAAACACUUGAAUCUGAAGCCUCUAUUGGGACUGCUGAUAGCUCAGAGAAUUUGAACUUUGACUCUGAAGGAGCUUUCUCUGAUAAAUCAGAGAGAAGUUUAGCAGUUAGCACGCUGAAAUCCUCCAAGACCGAAUCAUCAACUAAGCUGCGAAGGCAACUGAAAAAACAAGAAGAAUCUCUAGAUUCAGUGGAUUCCGCUGUCUCUUCACUAUCUUCGUACACCAUGGCCUCUUCUCACGGGACCAGAAGGCGGUUUCACAUGCAUUCCAGAUCCCCCUUCUACCGAGCUGCUUCAGUUGGUGAGACCCUGUGCCAGGCCAGGACCCUGGAGGACAGGCCUCAGUUCAUUAGCCGAGGCACAUUCAGCUCUGCAAAGGGCAAACAAAAACUCAAGAAUGUGAAAAACUCACCCCAGAAAACCAAAGACCUCCCUGAGGGGACGUUAGGGGCAAGUCACAAGAGAAAUGUGGACCCUGACUGUGGCACUCCCCAGCAACAGAUUGUUUAUGGGAACAACGAGUACAUGGUCUGAUGUGGCAGGUACAUGUCCCCUCAUCACCGCAGAGUGGUGGCAGCAUCUAGCUCACCCAUAGCCGUCCAUCACAGGCAUCAUCAUCAUCAGCAACUAUCCUGCCUCAUCUGUGAGCAUGAGCAGUCGCUGCUGGCUUGGAUACCCAGCCUCCCAUUGGGGGAGUGGAAAGGGGGAGCCAGACAGGCUUAGCAGAAACCUGUGGGGAAGAGUUUUAGCUGUGGCCUUAGCUGUCCUUAAUUUGGGAAGAACCCAGGACCUGCCAGGAUUUAUUCUUUGAACUUAGGUCCAAAUAACUGCAGAAAGCUUGGCCAGUUACCUCUGCGGUGCUUUGCCCUUGCCUCUUCUCCACUUUCCAAUAACCUACCACUGUCUGAGUUGGCGUGGGAGGCAGAGAUCGCAAAGGAAGGCAGUGUGGUGUUGUGGGCCUGUUGGACCAACAGAUUGUUGACCUGUAAUGAUUAGGUCCACUCUUUUUGACCUUAAAGGCAAAGGCUGUAGACUUUGGAUAUUUUGGGGGUACUUAGAAGCUGCAGCUGAUUUAAACUUUCUGGAGGACCUAUAACAAACAAAUGGAGCCAUUCACUCCACACUAUUUGUAAUGCACUCCAUAUUGUUGUCAAGUGAAAAUUAAAAAGCCCCUGUUUCCAUUAAGCAAUCAGAGCAUGUCUCACACACUAUAGGUUAUGCAAUGAAAGAAGAAAUUAAUUUUAUUUUAUUUCGUUAAGAUAUCAGAAUAACCAGUGCCAGUUUGACUCCUGGUUGGUUUGCGCCAAAUACACAAGUGUGCCGAGUUUUCAAUAGCCAUACAACUCCCAUGUUCCCUGGGUGCACAGAACCAGGUUCCUCUAAAUUUUUUCAAUGUUUUAUUAGAUCUGUGAUCCUCAGACUUUAAAGCUGCAUCAUAAUCCCUCUGUGUUGCUCCCUAUCCAGUGAUCAUCAGACAAGAGACAACAUAUUAACAAACACACUCUGCUGGAAAAUCAUCAGGAAAGUCUCACCCCCACCACAAACAGCGUGACUGUUUAAUUAUAUCUUCCAAAACAUUCAUAUGCAAUAGUGCAUGAAUAAAUGUUACAAAAAGCUGCCAAAAGGAAAAUACUAUUUUUAAAAUGUGACCCAACUAACUUUUCUCUUUUUCCUCAGACCAUCAGUAUUAAACAAAUG
This is a messenger RNA of Trichosurus vulpecula (common brushtail), 8813 nucleotides long. It is a transcript of the gene MYO9A, whose product is annotated as myosin IXA. Gene Ontology annotation, cellular component: myosin complex. Lineage: Eukaryota; Metazoa; Chordata; Mammalia; Diprotodontia; Phalangeridae. The coding region runs from base 60 to 7649 and encodes 2529 amino acids. The transcript has 41 exons. Gene Ontology annotation, molecular function: microfilament motor activity; GTPase activator activity; protein binding. The record is from RefSeq and is a predicted model, not a curated record. Gene Ontology annotation, biological process: positive regulation of GTPase activity; intracellular signal transduction.